UCCAAAAAAGUUACCUAAAGAUUAGAUAGGAUUUUGCAUUUUUGGUAAUGUUUUGGACUUCAAAAAGAGGUGUAAAACACUAAAAACAACACCCCCUUCCAUUCCCUCUCUCACUCACUUUCUCUCUCCUCUUUUCUUCCUCACCGUCGUACAUGGCUGCAUAAACUCCCCCUUCUCUCGCCGGAAACCACCGUCUUAAACCCCUCAAUUAACAAUUUCCGGCUACAAUACUAUUACUCCCUUCAAAUGGCAGAAAACGACGUCGUUCGAUUCCCCGGUAAUUUAGACCCUUCUGCUCAAGAGUUCCGCCCCACUUUUAUACCCCACCACCACAACUUCCCCUUCUCUCCUCCGCCGCAACAACCACCUUUCUUCCCGGAGUUUCUUUACUCACCUCCUCCGCCGCCGCAACAUCCGCCGCUAUCAUACAUGACACCGGCGUUACUCCCGCCGUCAAUCCCUCCGCCGGCGUCUACUCCGACGAGAGCGCUCCUUCUGACCGCCGUCCCCCCUGACGUCAGCGAAUCAAUCGUACGACGUGAGCUAGAGAUAUUUGGUGACGUAAGAGCCGUUCAGAUGGGACGAGUCUCGGAAGGAAUUGUGACCGUCCAUUUUUAUGAUCUUAGGGCUGCGCAUGCAGCGCUUGACGCCGUACGUGAGCAGCACAUGCAGCAUCAGAAUCGGCUCCGACUCCAUUACUCGUCUAUUUUGGCGCGAACCAACUCCGGGCCCUUUGUGGGCCCACCUCCGACCCCACCUCCCUCUCCUGGGCUCAUCUCGGGCCGGGCCGUCUGGGCCCAGUUCACUAUCCCCGCUACCAAUGCCUUCCCUGAUGGUCAAAAUCAGGGCACUCUCGUCGUUUUCAAUCUCAACCCCACUGUUUCCGCUCUCACCCUCAAAAACAUCUUCCAAUCUUUUGGGGCAGUGAAGGAAUUGAGGGAGACGCCAAUGAAGAGGCAGCAGAGAUUCGUGGAGUUCUACGACGUUCGAGAUGCAUCUAGAGCGUUGGUUGAGAUGAAUGGCAAAGAAAUCAACGGUCGAAGUGUCAUGAUUGAAUUCAGUAGACCUGGUGGACAUUCAAACAAGAAAUUCAAUAAUCAUCAUUUUACUCACCAUUUUAAUCAAUCUCCUAAUCUCAAUUACCACCAACAACACCUUAUCAAACAACCAAUUUCUUCUCCGUCACCACCAUCGUCUCUUUUUCCUCUCCGUAACCGCCGAACAUCCCCUAAACAGAAUGUUCGACGGCGGAGAAGCUCACCAAUGAGCAGCGAAGAAUCACUCGAUGUUGCAAUGACUGGCCUCACAUUGCGAGGCAAUGCUGGCAACACUAAACCCAAUGCUAUUAGGAAAGGAGGCAAGAAUGGGAAUUGUUCGAGUUCGGGUUCGAGUUUGACUACAAGCACAAAGCAACAACCCCAACAAGGGCAAUCGUCCACGGGUGGUUCGAAGGCGAAGCCGUGGAAAGGUAGACAAAAGAACUUUGAUCCGAGGUUUCUGAUAAAAGAGGAGGCAAUUGUUGACGAUGAAAGUGGAUGUAAAGAUACUAGGACCACUAUUAUGAUCAAGAACAUUCCCAACAAGUAUAGUCAGAAGCUGGUGUUGAAUAUGUUAGACAACCACUGUAUACACUGCAAUGAACAGAUUGCAGUUGCUGGAGAUAAUCAGCCCUUGUCUUCCUACGAUUUCGUCUAUCUUCCAAUCGAUUUCAACAACAAAUGCAAUGUUGGAUAUGGGUUUGUCAACAUGACUUCCCCAGAAGCUACUUUGAGGUUAUACAAGUCAUUUCAUCAUCAACAUUGGGAAGUUUUCAAUUCUCGAAAGAUUUGUGAAGUCACUUAUGCUCGAGUUCAGGGUUUGGAAGCACUGAAGGAGCAUUUCAAGAACUCAAAAUUCGCGUGCGAGAACGACGAGUAUCUUCCCGUGGUAUUCACCCCGCCUCGAGACGGGCAGAACUUGACCGAUCCGCUCCCCAUCGUCUUCUCCAACACCGCCGCAACAUCCACCCAUCAACACCUCAGCACCGACAUCGACGCCUCGGAUUUCACCUCCACAACAACAUCAACAUGUACUACUACUACAACUUCCCCAACAACACUCACACACCCUGACGAGCUAUAUGAUCACAUCGACAGUGUAGAGCACAUCAUCCUAAACCCUAUCAUCACAGAGAGCGAUGAUGACAACGACAACGAUGAUGACGAACGUAGUACGUCGUCAUCAAACGGCGGCGGAGGAGGUAGUAGCAAUAGUAGCAUGAUGAUGAUGGGGUGUAGUACAGCUGAUUAAAACUCAACCCUGGAAUUUAGGUGUAGUUGUCUAAUCCAAAAAUCUUAGUCACAAUAUCUUGAGUGAGUUGACUGGAUAGAGAAAUGGUUGCAUGUUUUGCAGUGCACCGCCGCCUCCUAUUUCCGCAUGCACGCCACCUCCUUUUGCGUUUUUAAUAAUUUAUUAAUGUGGUUUUUUUUUUUUUUUUUUUUUUUUUUUUUUUUUUUUUUUUUUUCAGGUGUUGUCUUAAUAAUUAAGCAAAAUCUUGUCUCGUAGUAGUGUUAUUGUGUUGUAAUUGUGUUAAUUUAGGGUAGGUUUUUUUUAGUUAUGAUGAUUUGUCCUAGGAAAAGAAAUUAAUUUAAUUGUAACUUUUGAUUAAGGUUUAAAGGUUUAUUUAUUUUUUAACAAGUAUAUGAUCGAUCUCUGUUGUUACUUAUAGUCAUUCGUGUUUUUGAUGAUUUAUUAUAUUGAUUGCCGUCCUCUAAUAAGUUUGUAAUAAGUUGAUUCUUGGUGUUUAUUCAUUAAUUCGACUGAUUUUGCACAUUAUAUUAACGUUUGCCAAAUUGGACGCUAAUGAUGGAGACGGUCCAAAUUAGAUUAUACGCGGCCUUGCCAUUAUCGGUGAACAACUAC
Messenger RNA from Chenopodium quinoa (quinoa), 2901 nucleotides. Its product is annotated as protein terminal ear1-like. NCBI's taxonomy places the organism in Eukaryota, Viridiplantae, Streptophyta, Magnoliopsida, Caryophyllales, Amaranthaceae. The coding region runs from base 247 to 2289 and encodes 680 amino acids. The transcript has 5 exons. The record is from RefSeq and is a predicted model, not a curated record. Gene Ontology annotation, molecular function: RNA binding.